Messenger RNA from Apus apus (common swift), 3643 nucleotides. RefSeq names its product cerebellar degeneration related protein 2 like (gene CDR2L). The record is from RefSeq and is a predicted model, not a curated record. The transcript is spliced from 5 exons. Lineage: Eukaryota; Metazoa; Chordata; Aves; Apodiformes; Apodidae. Bases 229 to 1620 code for a protein of 463 amino acids.
CUGGAGGCAGGAGGGAGCCGUUCCCCUAGGCAGGCAGAGCCGAGGCAGCGGCGAGCAGCCUGGUGCCACGUCGUGCCACCCCCUCCUUCCCGGCCGGGGCACCGAGGCCGCAUCCCCGCCCGCAUCCCGGCCCGCAUCCCUCCAUCCAUCCCCGCUCCGCGUUUGCGACGGCGGCGGCGGGAGCCCCUUUGGCGGAUGCUGCGCGUCUCCCCGGGCCGCUGGUGCUAAAUGCUGAGCGCCGACAGGAUGGAGGAGUUUCAGAGCGAGGAAGAGGAGCCCUGGUACGACCAGCAGGACCUGGAGCAGGACUUGCACUUGGCUGCAGAGCUGGGGAAGACGCUGCUGGAGCGCAACAAGGAGCUGGAGGACUCCCUGCAGCAGAUGUACACCACCAACGAGGAGCAGGUGCAGGAAAUCGAGUACCUGACCAAGCAGCUGGAGAUGCUGCGGCAGAUGAACGAACAGCACGCGAAGGUCUACGAGCAGCUGGACCUGACAGCACGGGACCUGGAGCUGGCUAACCAGAAGCUCGUGCUGGAAAGCAAGACAUCCCAGCAGAAGAUCCAGUGCUUGACAGAAACAAUCGAGGGGUUGCAGAACCAGGUGGAGGAGCUGCAGAAGCAGGUGGAGGAAAUGAGGAGCUUGGAGCAGCUCCGAAUUCGGCGGGAGAAGAGGGAGCGGCGCCGAACCAUCCACACCUUCCCCUGCCUCAAGGAGCUGUGCUCCAGCCCCAGGUAUGAGGAUGCAUUCCAGGUCCACAGCCCCUCCACGGAGUUCAACCAGAUGCCACUGGAGAGGGAGAACGAGCGUCUCCAAGCCAUGGUGAACUCCCUGAGGUCCCAAGUCAACCAGGAGAAGCAGCGGAAGGAGCGGGUGGAGCGAGAAUACACCUCAGUUAUUCAGGAGUACUCGGACCUGGAGCAGCGGGUGUGCGAGAUGGAGAACUGCAAACUGCGCAUCAAGGAGCUGGAGGCAGAGCUCCUGGAGCUCCAGCAGAUGAAACAAGUCAAGAAGUAUCUGCUCAGCAGAGAAGACAACUUGUCCGAGGCCCUCCUCGAGCCGCUGAAUAACGCCCCAGAAGCGGACUACAUCGACCUCUCUGAGGAGGAGGGAGGAAAAAGCCACGGGCCAUCCAUGACACCCUCCCCGAACCACCCCGUGAGGAAGAGCUGCAGCGACACGGCCCUCAACGCCAUCGUCGCCAAGGACGCCGUCAGCCGGCACGAGGGCAACUACACCCUGCACGCCAACAGCGUGAGGAAACGGGGCAUGUCCAUCCUGAGGGAGGUGGACGAGCAGUACCACGCCCUGCUGGAGAAGUACGAAGAGCUCCUCAGCAAAUGCCGGCAGCACAAGGACAGCGUGCGCCACGCGGGGGUCCAGACGUCCCGGCCCAUCUCCCGGGACAGCUCCUUCAGAGACUUCCGAGGAGAGGGACACGAGCUGGAAGAGCGGAAGAGCAUGGAGAAGACCAUCAGCAAGCACGUGGAGGCCGUGGACAAGAGGCUGGAGCAGAGCCAGCCCGAGUACAAGGCUCUUUUUAAGGAGAUCUUCUCCCGCAUCCAGAAGACAAAAGCAGACAUCAACGCCACGAAGGUGAAAAACAAGAGCAGCAAGUGAGUGUCCUGCCUCCCUGCAGCUCCCACCUGCCACGUCUUCUCUUCAGCCCCAGGAAACGCCACGUGGCCCCACUGCUUUGAAGGUUCCAGAGGUCUACAAGUAAGAAAACGUCAUGGAGACUCAGCUCACUGUUUUGUUGGGUUUUUUUUAAGCUUGAGCUCUGGACAACUCCUUGGGACAACUGUACAUUGUAGUUAGAGGGUUUCAGACACGGACCUCUGCGUGAGGUGCUGCCAGACACCCCAACAGCGACGCAAACCACACCAUGAAAUAUAUAAAAAUGAUCACCUCCUCCACCCUCUUCUGCUCUACAGCCUGGUUAUCUGCAGGCAGAAGCCUGGAUGGCCUCCAGGAUCCUGCCACAGCAAAGUAAAGCAAAAAAAGCCAUUCAGGGGCUGCUCCAGCACACCAGCCCAACCUUCCAUUUUGGUUUUAUGGCUAAAAACCACCCCUUGCACCCAAGAGACUUCCGUCCAGGCCUUCCCCCUCCCCACAGGGCAGUAUCUUCUUGCUAUUGAAGCCAUUCUCUUAUCAGUCAGGUUUUUCAGCUCUUUACAAUGCAAGCUCCUUGCAACUGGAAAAACUUGAAACCUAACACUGAUUGUUCAGUCUCCAUCAGCAUCACCUUGUAUCUCAGUCCAUACCCUCCAGACUUCGUAGGCAAAUGGGAUUUCCUCGCUUUUAACCUGCCCCAGCAUCUCAGCCCAGGUGAAGCCCUGUUCCUGGUAGGACCUUGAUGACUAGAGCUUUCCCCUAAGCUGGACAAGAAGUGCUAUCACAGCACCAGAGACUCACUCCCACCUCGGGUCCCAGGCCUCUGGGCUGUGCUCCUCAAGAGGGUGUCAUUGCCCCAGCGUAGCAAACCCCUCUGAUCCACCUUGCAUGGGCUUGCCAAGCUGACCACCAGUGACCCGCAUGCAAGCAGAGGGAUGGAGCCUCUGGGGGGGGUGUCAGGAGCUCUGGCAGCAGCACUGAUCACACCUUCCCCCCCCCACAUGCUCUGAACAUCUCCCCCGUCAAGAGGACAGAUUCCAGUUCCCUGCUGAAAAGAACCUUUCCUUGGCUGGGAUUCCUGUCUCCAAAGGCUGUCACCCCUCAUGCUCCACUUCACUUUCCAGCACUGAAAUCUCCUCACUUUUGCUUCCACAGACAUGCAAGCACAGCCAAAAGGCCACAGCAGUCUCAGGAAUCACCAGUUCCCAUUUUUCAUCAACUAGAUGUUGACCUUCUAUGGUCAGAUGUGCAUUUUGGGCAGAGAAGCAGAAUUUCAGUCCAACUGAGGCAACACCCCGAGCGUUGAGCCACGAGAAACCAGCAGUUCAGGGUCAGCUACCUCUGCUGUCCCUGCCUGGAGACAAACUUCAGGCCAGAGCUGGAUUCUAUUCCCACCUGCUUACAUCCCAAAAAUCUUGGGGAAACGGUUGGGAUGUUUGCAUCAUGGAGAUAAAUACAAGAGAACAUGGCUUUGGAGGGGACAGCUGCUAAAAUGUAAUUAUCCUCCAAGUCUCCUGGAUUCACUCCCCAUAGAAUUAAUGCAAAAAUACCCCCCCAAAUCCCCUCUUUUCUUAAGCUGAGCACCAUGGAGGUAAGUUGGCAGGAGUGUGAUGCCCAAACCACACCUGGUCCAGAGGUCUCCUCCUCAAACACCCACCACCAACCACUCCACUCUUCCAUGCUCUGCAUUUCCAGGUGCCCGAUGGCCCCAGACUCAAAAAUAAAACAAACCAUGAGGAGCCAAAUGCACGACUGUGGCUACCAGCUCUGCAACAGUAUGGAGAACCUUCAUGCCUUAUUUAUUUAUAAUGGAAAGCAGUUGAAUAAUAAAAAGAACAGAAAUAAAAACGAGCAACAGAAGCAGCGUCGUCGAUUUUCUCACCACCCUUUUGAUUCAACACUGGGAGCAGGGGGUGGGGGGAGCAGUGUUGGGGUCAGUCAGGCCAGUGUUUACUCUGCAGUCAUUGGGCUGCUGCAGAGGUGGGGGGGGAAAGGAGCAGCUCCCCUUCCAUGUAAGAGGAGCCCCUCU